Molecule: messenger RNA, 696 nt
Organism: Phytophthora sojae
Lineage: Eukaryota; Oomycota; Peronosporomycetes; Peronosporales; Peronosporaceae
Exons: 4
Coding region: 1-696 (231 amino acids)
Source: RefSeq, a predicted model, not a curated record
AUGCCAGCAGCUCCAUCCAUCGCGCUUCAGCAGGAGAGGGCCGUCAUCAACUCAGCGGAGUUGGCUCUGGAAGGAGCGCUUUGUCAAGCUUCAAACGCUUUCGAUGUUGGCGCGGAUGCAGCACAACGCGUGUACGAGGCGACUAUCCCCCUGCUGCGUGAAGUCGAGGCGAUUUCAGAGCGAAUGGGGCACUACGAGUUCAACUACAGGGUGGACAUCGCGACCUACAGCCAGUCAACCACUUUGGUGGAUGCGCUGCAACCGGCGCUGGACAAGACGGAGGCGGCGCUACGGGAGGCGAAUGAACGACUUCUUCGACUGACGGCUUUGACGCAGUCCGGUUCAUGGGCCUGUGACUGUGAGCGCAGCAGGAUGGGCACUAUCGUGGUGACGGCGCGGGCGACCAUUAAUGCGCUUUGGGACCUUACGAAAGAACGGCAGGCGAACAUCAGCAUCAUUCAAGCGACACUGACAAGCGCUGGAGGCAACGGAGGCGCCCCUUUCAUCACCCUGGUGGUAUCUAGAAGUACUUACGUGCGAGUCGAUUACUUGAGUAAACUUUUGGAUCGUGUUGUUUGGACGCACUUAUACAACUUCAAACCCGCACGCGAUUGGCCUAAUAAGAUCGAUAAUAUAAUCGAAGCGAACUCCAGCGAGCCACCACUUGUCAAUCCCAAAGCUCAGCAGGAAAAGUAA